AUGGCUCGAAAACUGCUUAACUGGUGGUCGAAACCAAAACACGAGACAAAAUACUCUCUUCUUUCCUCCUCCUCCUCCUUCUCCUCCUCCUCCUCCUCCUCCUCCUCCUCCUCCUCCUCCUCCUACCCACCACCCCUAUGUCGCAAGAGCGAGUCCGCCCAAUCUGGCGGACUGGAAUGUUUGUUCCCAGGAGCAACCGGGAACUGGCUAGCUACAAGGUGGAACUCGACAAUAAAAGCGAAGAGACGAGUUCCGGGAAGCCGUCUUGAGGAAGGAGACACGAUCGCUGGAACAAGAGCUUUAUUAGCCCGACGUUUCGGAUUUCUGCUCGAACCCAUCAUCAUAAACAACAGCAGAUACUGGUGAUUCACGCACAAGGGGCUGCUGUAUUUAUAAGAUGCAGUCGUCAUGCUACGGCAGGUCUGUAAAAGUUCACGGGUUCCCCCUUCAUCCGGGAUCGCUGCGCUUGGUGUGCUAAUUGUUUGAUGGCCGAAAUUCACGUCAUUAAAUUGCUGCAAUUUCAUCACAUGUGUUGAAUGUAGGUGUGAUAAUGGCUCGACCACGUUAUAAACCGACCCUGGCGUUGGGAACAGCGUUUACCUGUGCGCUCCCCGCGUGGCUAAUUACUUCGCCUAGACGAAGUCUGAGCAUCGACUGCGGAAGGGGAAGGUCAUUACACCUGCUACUGGACUGGGGGCCAGUGAACCAUGACUCGAGAUAGGCCAAACUGCACGGAACCCAAAUUUUGGCCAGUCCAAGCUUCGAGUUUAACUUUGUAGGCGGUAAUGCGUGUGGGUUUGUAGAUGGUCAGAUGGUGUAUCACUUGGAUGUACCACCACGGUCUGGUUGGGAGAAAAAGAGGGUGCGAUGGUUGUCGUGCAAGUCGACUAUCAUUAUAAAUGGAAUUAUGCGCAUGUUUCCGUACCUGCUCUCACCCUGCUGUGAGGCAAACGCAGAUCAACCCCAUCAACUGGGAAGGCCUCGUCCGAGACUGUCUGUUCUGGCGGAGGACAAUAAGGACGGACACGAGGAAAUACCACAUCGCGCCCAACACUCAAACAGCCCCGACCUGCCCACGCUGCCAGCUGACGUUCCGGGCACCAGUCGGGCUUGUAGGACAUCUUCGUACCAACUGUAGAACCUAGACUACACCCACUGCUGUCACAUCGUCCAACUCUGCCUCGUCCCUAACUCAUCACGCAUCCUGUCGCCCAGUGCGUCCACCAUCGGCAGCUCCACCACGGCCAAGCAACAUUGGCACCGACGACUUUUCUGUUCAUACUGUCCCCGUACAUUCAUCUUAGUCACAUCGGCCUGGUCGGCCAAUUGCGAAUCUGUCGCACAGAAACUCGCGAACUUGUGUCCGGGCCACCCACAUGCACUCGCCGCAUCGGCCUCAACUGCCCUCAAUGCACCCUCAAAUUCACUCGCCGCAGAAGCCUAUUAGGUCACAUGUGGAUUCACGAAAACCUGCGGUAGACAACCACCGGCUAAAGCACACCACCACAUCUUCCUCCACCUACAUCACGCAAAAGCAUCCUCCAUCACAUGCAUCCAACUGCCACCUCCCACGCAAGUGCGGAGUAUGCGUCUCGGCUUCGUCUCCAUGCUGCUUCUUUGCUGCAUGUGUGAUACAAGUUUGAGUCUAUCGCGGUGCGCCGAUCGCCAUGGCUUGGGAGGCUGCUGACUGAUUUUCGAUGGCCUUAAAGAUUCAAUUAUAUUUCAUGGAAACCAUGCAUAAAAAUAUGCAUUCUUUUGCUCAAUCAGUAGACAAUCACGUCUUCUGUCUUUCAAUUUUACAAUCGAAUUAAGAAUAUAAUUCGGUUUUAUAGAACUUUUCCAAUUCCGGAAUAAUUUUGAUCCGCACCUGCCGUUACUCUUGCAUUCAGGGUUCUAAAACUACAAGCCGUAUAAUUUCCGCGUAGGGAAAACCAUUCAAUUAUCUACGGUGUUACGAGAAGACCAUAUGGGUUUCAUAAAGUUAAACAGCGGAGUAGACUCACAUUGUUAACUUUACAACCUACGUUGGUAAAUGCAGACACAGGACGUUUUAUGAAGGGCCAUUUCAUGGUAUUAAAAAAUCUCACAAUUUAGAACUUCUUUAAAACCGAAUUAUACCCUUCUUUCGAGUGUAAAAUUGAAAGAAGACGUAAGUGUCUACUGAAUGAGCAAAAGAAUAAAUAUUUUAUGCGUGCUUCACAUGAAAUAAAAUUAAUAUGUCAAGGGCAUUGAAAAUCGACGAGAAAAUGCAUGCUACAUAAGUAGUCAUUCUUUACGUAGUAUGGAUUUUAGAUGCAGCCGGAAAGAAGUGUGUUCGAAAGCCUCGACUGCAUCGUAUAAAUACUGCAGCCUCCUGUGCACGAGUCACCCUUUUCUGCCACUGUCUCUGAUGAUGGACUCAAGUGAGAAUCCGAAACGUCAGGCGAAUAAAGCCCUUGUUGCAGCGAUCGCUUCUUCUUCUGAUCAAGUAGUUCCUGGAACUCGCAAUUUCGCUUGUAUCGGCAAUACUCCCAUAGUAUUUCAGACUCGUUUGGGUGUCGGCUUUUGAGUACACUUCAUUUCGACUGAGUAUAAAAUGACUGCUUAUGUAGCAUGUAUUUUUCACAUUGAUUUUUGAUGUUCUUAUGAAUUCAAAUAGUCGUUUGUGGUAAACACACAUAAAAGUAUGCCUUCUUUUGCGCGUUUGGCAGAAAAUAACGCUGUCUUUACCUUGUAUGUCCAAAGGAAGCGUAUAUUUGGGUUCUGAAAAAGUUUCUUAAUUCCUCAAUAAUAUUAGUCCAGAUCAAUGGCUACAUUAUCAUUUAGCGAUUUCAUUCUACAAGAUGAAUGCAUUCCGCACAAAACAAUCAUAUACAUCUUUAUGCCUUUAAGAAGAUACCGUGUUGAGUUCAUAAAAUUUUAUUAUUAAUGUAGACUAUGCUGUGCAUUUCACGCGGAACAUUGGUGAACGGAGAUGUGUGACACGGUAUGUAUGGACAUCGCACGGUCUUAAAAAUCUCAUAACAAGAAACUUGUUCAGCCCUAAAUACACGUUUUCUUUGCGCACACAAUGCAAAGACAAGGUUAUUUUCAACCAAAAAAGUAAGCGAAAGCAUAUUUUUGUGCGUGUAUUCCACAAACAAACUACUUGAAUUUAUAAGAUCAUCAAAAAUCAAUGUGGAAAAUACAUGCUACUUAAGCAGUAAUUUUUACUGAGUGUGGUUGUUAUAGUAGGUCGAAAUUAAGUGAAUUCAAAGGCCGACAUCCCAGCGAAUCCGAAAUACGAUGGGAGUUUGUUGCUUGAUAGGCAACAUUACAACCCCACCCAAGUAAUCCUUCCUAAUCGAAAACGCAUUUCAAAAAUUUCGGCCAUUUCAUCAGAUCCGUAGGCAGGCAGGCAGGCGAGGGAACUCUCGGCGCCGGAAGAACGGCGUCUGCCCAACGUGAGGCAGCGGGGCAGCCGUGCAGCGCCUUCAGUGAGGCCAUGUCUGAGGGGGCCUCGAUGAUGAUUGGUCAGUUUGGACAGCGGAGAACCAGGCUGCAACUGUUACGCACGCACAGGUAGUCGCUAGCGCCUCAACGUUGCAACACGCCUCUGCAGUUGGACCGCUACGGACGCUAUGUCAAAUACUGCCGCCAGGUCCUGUACAUUAAAACCGCGUCUAGAAUGUGGAACAACCUGGGCAGUCCGCCUUCCAGCGCAAACUUGAUUGGCAGAUGCGUCUGAUUCGCAGCAUCCAAUAAAACUGAAACAUCGGCUUGUUAAUGAGUAAUCUGGGAUAUAUCAUCCAUGUAGAGCCCAACUUCCAGCUCGCUUCUGAGGCCCAUCACUAUAAUCCGAGAGAACGUCAGUUUUAGAGCAUGAAUUAGAACUCCCCAGUAUGAUCAGCAGAACACCAGAUACAGAGCUCACGUACGUCGAAUACAGAAAGACUGAUUGGUAGUUUUAUCACGAAGACUUGAACCGGAGAGGGCCGAGAGAGACUGAACAAGAAAAGGGAAUUGCGAACAGCAGAGCACUUUAACAACGGAGUAAACUGAGACGAUCCUCAGCAUGGUUUGGUUAAGUACAUCCAUUCUUUUUGAAUGAGCAUGUAGGAUUUUAAUUAGAAGAUUUCCUUAACAGAACGAGAUUUUUUUUGUAGCAGACUGUGGGGUAGCGGUAGGGUGUAGGACCUCACGUAGUUGGCCAAUCCAGCAGUUGCUCUAAAAAUCCGUGUGACUGCUAACAUCACUCGCGAUUCACCGUUCCUUAUGAUUGAAAUCUAUUGGGCUUCCUGAUUGAAUGUAAACUCUCCGGAGCCGGUUUAAUAAAAAUCCGCCAUUUUCGAAAAUUGUUUCAUAUCUUUCUUAAAAUUAUCGCGCUCCGGAGUUGGACCGCUACAGAGGCUAUAUCAAAUACUUGACUGACAGAUGUGCCUGAUUCCCGGCAUUCAAUAUGACUGAAACAUCGGCUUGUUCUGUGUAAUUUGCAUUGUUGCACGGUGAAACCAAGCAAAAGUUUGACACUUUAAGUUGUUUCUCUCACUUUGAUAAACAAUACUGUUUUUCUACUGUAAACGUAAGAACACACCUUCCUCUAUAUAUUGAGGUCAUUUCCACUAUUUUUACUCGCUUUUGGACUGUUCUACGAUUAUGAAUGCAUGCCAGAAUGCCCAUAUAAAUACUGAUAUUUUGCUGAAACCAACAACAAGUAGUGUUUCAUGUGUUCAAAACUGGAAAUGAGCAUUCGUUGGUGGUCAUUUAUGUGACGUCAAGUAGAAUUUUCCAAAGACAAAGAAAUUUCAGCCCAUUUAAACGAAGGAAUCCCUGUCUGCGUUAUUACUGUACUUUAUGGCACCAAAUCGCACAGAUCAGCUAAUUUGACAUUUGAGAAUCGAAAAAACCUCUGGUUUUGUUAAAAUAACCUCUGUGUUAGCAGAUUGAUCACCAUGGUUAACAUAGGACAUAAAAUGAAUUUCCAAGUUCGGCUAGAUCUGUUUAUUAAAACUCUUGUGUGCAAAUUACUAUCAUUUCAAUGAAAAAGUCGCUUUGAUGCGUAACCGGGAUCUAGGACAUGUAUUAGCAUAGGUAAUUGCACAAAUAUAUUCCAACGUCCAUUUUCGCUAAAGCUUAUUGAUAUUUUACUUGAUAUAAUUACGCAAACACAAUGUCUGCACAAGAAAAUGACAUUUCAUUGAAGGAUGUGGAUGAGCUAACAAAAUGCGCUACUUUAAAGGCGUCUAGAAAUUCAUUCAUCAGUUCCAGUUAUCAGAUUUCAUGAGACAGGUCACGUAGUGUACAUCCAUUCUUUUGGAAUGAGUAUGUAAGAUUUUGGUUAGAAGACUUCCUUAACAGAAUGAGUUUUUUAUAGAAGACUUUGGGGUAAUGGUAGGGUGUCGGACCCCAAGCAGUUGGCAAAUCCAACAGUUGCUCUAACAGUCCGUGUGACUGCAGACAUCACUCGCGAUUCACCGUUCCUGCUGAUUGACAUCUCUUGGGCUUCCUGAUUGAAUGUAAACUCGCCAGAGCCGGUUUAAUCAAAAUCCGUCAUUUUCGAAAUUAGCACUUUUGCCUUUUUUUAAAUUAUCGUGCUCACUUUCUUUGUCAUAUGACAGCUAGCAAUAACACUUUCGGCAAUUUAUUUGCGACUGCGGAAAAGAAAGAUGCACUCAUAAGAUUGCCUUUUGCAGGUGACGCAGAGAGCAAACUAGUCAGACGGCACUUUACUGCAGUAAUCACAAGGGCAUUCCCCCCGGCAAAUUUACGCGUAUGCUUCACAAUCUCUCCCCUCCUACGUUUGGGGGGCAAGGACAGACUACCGUUGGAGGCCACAUGAAUGUGCAUUUAUUCAUUCAUUUGCUCCUGUGGAGCGGGAUACAUCGGCCGCACAACGAGGCGCCUGGUAAAGAAGGUGCGUGAACAUAUGCCCGCCUGGCUAGACAGAGGUGAGACCCGGUCGAGUUCGAGUUCUAUUGUCGCACUGUCAAUCGAUAGGAAUUACCGAGUCGAUGGCAAGGAAGCAUUUCCGGUUGUCUACCGGACACAAACAUGCUUCUCUAAAGGCCUCCGCCAAUGAAUACUAGGAAAACCGAGGCAGUGGCCAUACGGCCAGCGAAUCCGAUGUUAUGCUGUCAGAAAACCCUGACACAAGCGCUGUAUCUGCCAUGGCCAACGCCAAACCUAAGUGAUGACGCCAUGCAGCCUCAAACCCCUAAUCACGAUGAUGGGUACUCCGUGUACUCAGUCGAAGAACAUUACUCAAAGACUAUCUUACCCCCCUCCCCUAGCUCUGACGACUAACACAGCCGACCUUAUCAUGCGGGCGGCGUGAGGAUAAUGAGUUUUAAUGUCUUAAUAGCCCUUGAUACAUCUAUAAAGACUGUUGAUUUUGCACAUUUUCAUUCCUUCCUGUAAUUGUAAUGGCCUGAGGAAGAAUUACCGAAAAAACGUGUUUGCCAACUUGACUUUUGAAAAGAGAAAUUCGUGAUAAUUGUGCGAAAUUUACUUUCUGCGUCUUCUUGCGUUCUGCCCUGCAUGUUACUCCACUAAUAAAACCCCCUCUACUAUCAUUCAACGUACGACACGAUCCAAAGGCUACCUCAAGUUAGUUGGGGUCCUACACCUUACUGUUGCCAAAUGUGUAACUGGAAACCCCCUCCUGAUCAUGACUCAUACGCCGUAGGGCAGAUCUUGAUCCACGAACUCUAACUUGGUCUCGAGUGCUUGGCUUUCUGGGGGGCACAGGGCAGUAACUGCCGGUUGUGCGAGUGAAAGGUGCUUGUUUGCUAGUAUUUAUUCCGGAUGUAGUUUUCGCAAUGUAUACGGCCUACUUAAACGACUAUAGUAGGUUUUAUUUGUGUGUCGUAGAUACGUGUGUGUCGGGUUUUCUUUCAUCAACUGUUUCAGCAGGAACUGCCGUAUCCCCUAGGCCGUUUGCUUCUUGAUGACUAGAAACACCCUUAGUAAAACAGCCUGUGGAGACACCUCCCGUCAUAAUACAAUGCAGACUGUCUCUAAAGUUCAAUAGGAGUGCAGCGGGCCAGACGCAGACAGCGGUUUCACGGCCGCUACCUAUCUUCCGUACGUCAUGGGCCUUAUGAAGUGAAAUAUACAAACAUCGGAAGGAGGCAUGUAACCCUCCCCUUUGUGGUUAGGAUUUCAGUUUAUCUCAUUCUUUCUCUAAAGUGCUUAGACAACUAUCUACUGCGGUUGUCUCUCUCCUGCGCGCACAAUAAAUUUGUCGCUUUGAUCACAGUCAGACUGAAAAGUAGCCUCUUCUCAGAAGUCGCGCGCAGGAGCCAUUGAUUAGUCGUUCAGCCCGCGAACGUGGAGCAGUUGACCUUGAAGGUGGGCACUUAUUACGAUCCCCUGACCUCCAAUAUGACUUUGACUUCAUCCAACAUUUAAGCCAUAAGAGUCCCGUUUUUCGGUCCUGUAGAAUUCAUAUUUCAAUAAGUUCACAUAAUCGAAUUGCCUCUAUUUGUUAAAGAAUUCAAAUGACUGUUAAGCAAGUGUCAUAGUUCAAAAUUAAUCCUGAUUCGGUGUCGUUCUGCCAAUCAGAGCACGCGGACCACGGUCCUCUGGCUGUCCUAUAACCGCUGUCGGGUUGCGACUCAUUGGACAGCGGUCACGUAGGGAGAAUUAGGGGAGAUGCUUUUAGGGUGAAUCUCUUCCUUACACUGCAUCAAUUUGCAACAGUAUAGAGAAAGACCCCACGUAAUUGUCAGUUGACUGUGGAUAGCGUCAUAUGGGGUUUUAUCUCGGCAUGCAUUUGCAGGCUGUUGCAGAAAUUACACUGUCAACAACAAUUACUUCUCACGACCUCGAACCUUAACCUAAAAUCUGUUAUUUUGUGAAAUUUACUUUUCGUUUAUUGUUUCACUACUACUCUCAUUUCCGUUGUCAUUAAAAUGCUUAGGAUAAGACUUUCGGCAUAUAUUCAGGCGAUCUUUAUAUCUCCUUUCAUUUUGUCAGCUUAUUGUCUAGCGUGCUGUCCCACCCAUAACACUCCCUUUACCAUAAAUCACGUAAUGCACGAUCCGCACUCCACUGACAGUUAAGUGGAGUCCUUCUCUAUACUGUUGCCCAUCAAUUUAGGAUUCCAGGAUUGCUCAGAGCAACGGUAAAUGAAGCCUUGUUAGUUGGCGGAUAACGUUUUCCGCGGUAUUCCGCCACUUUGUCUUCUAACCGUUGUAUGGCCAACCUACUUUUUAUAUUAAAGACCGGCCCACCUAAAGGACCGACGGUUGUGUACGUGAUAAACCCAUUAUUUGGGCGCGGUGAGUGGGCUAUUCAGGAAACCAAGAUAACAGUAUCCCAACAGUUGCAAAUUAGUAAAUAAGAACGAAGUCGCCAGCAGGUAAAAAUGCACGUGCUUGUUCUGUGUCUCAUUCAAAGUUGUUUCAAGUUCUUUGAAAAUGCGUAUUUUAACUGAUUAAAACAAAACGGACAUAAAUGUUACUACAGUGGCGUAUUUCAUGGCUACCUCUGUGUGGGUGUCAUGCAGAGGGCCUGUUUGUUAUGUAGACCUAUUCACUAACCGGCAAUUCGUGCGAUCGUUAUCAUAAAAACCGUCAGGGGGCGCUCUACGUUCCUCUCCCCUUGCUCCCAGUCUUUAACUUAUGGCUCGGUUUUUGAAACUGUGGGAACUCCAUCGAAGUCGGACGUUAGUGUGAAUCUUACGUACGCCUACAGCUAACAGUUAGUGAGUCUCCGCUAAUGCUAUUCUGAGGUUAUAAUCCAACGCGAGGAGACAGCGGUGCGUGUAGUCCGGGUUCUGCAGUUGAUACGAAGAUGCCCUACAGUCGGUAAUGCGUGUGGCUUUGUAGAUCGCUCAGUCCUAACUAACUGCACUCCGCCAGUCCCGGGGCGAGGUCUUUUUAAUUAGUGGGGUUGAAUUGCAGACGCUUAAGGGAAGUCUUCAGCGUGUGAGACCAAAAGACCCACUGCCCCGUGAAGAAACAUCUGCUGUCAUUUAGCGGAUCUCGUGCAGUUGCGGACAAAGCAACUACGUCAGAGAAACUGGAAGACUGCUCCGGACGCGAAUUGCAGAGCACGCAGCAGCAGUGAGGCGGGGAGACGCUAACUGUCAGGUGGCGGCACACUCGACGGGACCCGGCCAUAUUUACAAAUUUCAAGAUGCCGAAAUCCUCGCAUGGUGUGACAACCGCGUGAGCCGCGAGCUGCUCGAGUCAUGGUUCUCAGGCCCGCAAUCUAUCAACAAGCACAAUGACCUCCCGGUGGCCUAUUCCGUAUUGCGAUUUUCCCUGGGCAGGAGAAUCAGUCACGUGGGGAGGGCGCGGACGAACAAUUAUGACAGUGACAGUCAGCCAGUUUGCCGAUCUGAACUGCUACCUGGAACUCGCCUGUUCGCUUCUAUCAUCAAUUGGCCUCCUUGUCGGCGGGAGCCCGUGCGACAUCUCCAUAGAUGAGUCGUUUUGGUAGCUGCUCAUUGUCCAUCCGCAUAAGGUGGCCGUUCCAACGCAGUUGCAGAUGUUUCAGCAUGGCAGAGAUGCUGAGGAUUUCCGUCCACUCCAGUACAUCCGUGUCCGAGAUCCGGGCCGGCCACUUCAGCCACAAUACCCAUCGUGGGCUGCUGAGAUGGAAAUGGUUCAUUCUGCGCGCGGGGGCGUUCGUAACGGCAGGCGUCUGUCAGCAUGACAGAGCACAUAAGGCUGAAGUUGGCGGGUGCGAGGAUGCGGCCCCGUUUCACUCCCUUGGUCACUGCGAACGCCUCUGAGGUGUCUCCAUUGUCCGUGACUCGUGCCAUCAUGACGUCGUGGAACUGACACAACAUCUGCGUGGAUCGUUCGGGCAGUCAAAUUUCUGCACGAUUUUCCACAACCCUUCCCGAUGCACGGUAUCGAAAACUUUCGUCAGAUCCAUGAAUUUAGAGUACAAGUGUAUCCGCAUCUACUGGCACACCUCUUGAAUUUGGUGGGCGGUGAAGAUCAUGUCCGUGGUCCCACGAUGACGGCAAAAGCCGCACAGGCUUUCCGGCAGAAGACCCUCUUUUCAAUGAUUAUUCAUACGGUUGAGAAUAAUGCGAGCAAAAAUUUUGCCGGCGACGUUCAGCAAGGAGAUGCCUCGGUGGUUGUCGCAGAGUUGGCGGUUUCCUGUUCAUUUGUAUAAAUACAGAAGUGUUGCAUACUUGAAAUCCUGCAAGACCUCUCCUUGACGCCACACCACUUGGAAGAGCGCCGUCAACUAUUCACGAGUUGGGGGCCACUGUGCUUGUAGACCUCAGCAGGGAUAGCGUCCGAUCCGAAUGCUUUCCCGCUGGAGAGCUGCGGUACGGUCCGGUGAUUUCGUGUAGAGAGAGGGCGGGCGGCCGAGAUCCAAUUUGGUCACCACUUGCGACAAACAGGCGAUGGCAACAUCGGAGAUGGUGGCGGGGCAAUUGAGGACGCCACGGAAGGGCUCAACCCAUUGCUGUAGGAUCGGUGUCUGCUCAGUCAGGAGGCUACUGCCGUCGGCGCUGAAGAGGGGAGUGCUGUCUUUCUUCGGCGGACCGUAGACAGUUUUGAUCGCGGCAAAGAAAUUCUUCCAUUCGUUACGUCCGCGUAUCCUUGAAUCUCCUCGGCUGUGCGAGCUGUCCAGGCAUCCUGCAUCUCGCGGUGCCGCUGUUGCACAAUGCGGCUACUACAGUAGAAGGCUGGUUUGCUGUCGUCAGUAGGGUCGUCGACGUAAACUUUCUGCAGAAGAUACUUCUCGACCAGUAGAUUGCUGAUGUUAGUGAUCCUGAUGUUGGCGAUGUGCGCGACCGAGGACAGCAGUCGACUAGACUGUGUUCCAAAGUUGACACCAUCGGUUCUUCGCGGCGGCUUCAGCGACUGGAAGGUUGACUAGCCGGUGAGCUGAUUUGUCGCUGAAAUUGAGAAAGUGAGCAGACCAGGACAAUAACGCAGUAUUCAGUUUACUCGGAAGUCGCUUACCCUGAGGUCUCCUGCCUGACAAUAGGCGAAUCUUCAUUUAAGAGGAUGAGGAUCGGUCCAGCCGUCGGCACAUGGAAUCGCCUUUGUUACCAGCACCUCCCGCUGGUCUCGCCUCCGGACGAGGACAUUGUCCAGCAGGUGCCAUUGGCGCAACCGAGGAUGCAUCGAAGUGGCCUUCUUUCCCAUCGGCGGGCGGAAGAAGGCGUUUGUCAGGAUGAGUCUGUGUUCUGCGCAGGUUCGUAGAAUGAGCAGGACCCAGCACUUAUUUCCAGACACCAUAGUCUGUGCUGACGCUGGCAAUGAAGUCACCAAGAACAACCAAUUUAUCCGUCUUCGGCACGGUCGCCAGGAGUGCGUGCAGGUCUACGUGGAAUGUGUCCUUGCCGCGUCGAGGCUGGUCAUCGGCAGAGCGUAGGCGCUGAUUAUGGUGGCGAAUUUGCCCCCCCCCCCCAGAGGCCUGACGGAGACUCGUCAGGAAAUUGUUUAUGCUAUGCGGCGCACAGAUACCUGGGAAGUACGCAGAUUCUUGUAGAAGUUGUCUCUUUCGGCGUCAAGUCCGUUCAUCAAGGAGCGUAGACGUUGAUAAUGGUGGCGAAUUUAACUCCCCGAAGAGGCGGACGGAGGCGCAAAACGUAAUCGUUUAUGUCCCGUGGCAGACAGGACAGUCCUCCUCCCCACGAUGUCAUUCCGAAUGGCAAAGACGACGCCUGCAACUCGUUGUUUUUCCUUGUGUCGACCGCUCCAGAAGUAAAUGUGGCAACGAUCGGAUGAAGGCUCCCAAAUAAACGGCGCCAGUCAAAGGUGCCUGUCUUAUAGGAAAGAUGGUAAUAGGGCUUUUACAUGAGGAGGCCUAUGUAUGCUUAUGCGUCGCAGGCACUGAACUCUAGUUAAUCUUGUUCGGAUAAACGGGUCUGGCCGAUUGCAAAGAUGUCCACCUUAUAGCGAUACACUUUCUGCACAUUCAGUAGAAAAUGACGUCUUCUUCCAAUUUUAUAUUUGAAGGAAGGGUAUAAUUUGGUUUUUUAGAACUUUUCCAAUUCCGGAAUAAUUUUGAACCCCACCUGCCGUUACACUUGCAUUCAUGGUUCCCAAUCCACAAGCCUUAUAUUUUCCGCGUACGGAAAACCAUACUUUCCUCUACGGUAUUAAGAGGAGACUAUAUGGGGUUCAUAAAAUUAAUCUGUAGUUUUGAGUCACAUUGUUAACUUUACAAGCCACGUUGGUAAAUCCAGAGACAUGACGUUUCAUGGAGAACCAUUUCACGGGCAUUGAAAAACAUCACAAUUAAAACCUAUUUAAAAGCGAAAUUAUACCCUUCCUUAGAGUAUAAAAUUAGAAAAAGACAUAAUUUUCUACCGAAUGAGCAGAAGAAUGAAUAUUUUAUGCAUGUUUUCCAUGAAAUAUAAUUGAAUAUUUAUGGGCAUCGAAAAUCACUGAAAAAAAUGCAUGCAACAUAUGUAGUCAUUUUUUACGGAGCAUGGUUUUAGAUGCAGCCGGAAUGAAGUUUGUUCGAAAGCCGGCGUCCUGCGGCAACUGAAUUAUUAUACUGUACGAUGAUUGGUUCCCCAACCAUACUUAAUUAAUCCUUUUGAAACGGAAAAUAAUUUCGGAGUGUCUGUUGACAUUUCAUGAGUUCACCCACAUACUGUAGAGCCCCGCUGUCACAGCUCCAUCUGUGACAAUCUCGCGCAAGUCAGGAUUGCUUUAUGCGUAGUGCCUCUCAGUCGAUAGCUGAUUGGUUACCCGGUCUUUGCGGGGUGAUGGCGCAGACAAAUGGAGGGAUGCCUAUCAUCAUUCUGGACCUAAAGGUUUGUAGCAGUCUGCUCUGCCAGGAUGAGCAAACCAUGACCCUCAAGACCUGAUGUGCGAUGGCGGUUCUGCGGCACGUGUUUCCCUGGCGGUAGAUGCACUCGUGCCGCAGCUGGGUAUACAAGUCGUGAGCAAGGCCGGCCAGAUGCGGUGCUGUUGUUGUUGCUGUUGUUGUUGGUUAAGACCCUGGUCAUACAUUCGUUGCGAACGAGGGGGUAUGCUGGUACACCUAGGUGCGAGCGCGGCCGUGUCAGCCACCUGCUCCCUCCCUCACCGUCGGUUUUCUUGACUAUGUCUUGGCACCGGGUCCAGACGGAGCAGGAGGAGAGAGUGCGGUGGAUGCAGUGCAAGUCUACUGUCAUUGUAAAGGAAAUCAGGAACGGGUCACCCUUGAGCAGACGAUAGACAUCGUCGGUCGGGGUGCUGGUGUGUCCAGCUGUGGGGUCACGUGAUGGCCGCAAUUGUUCGCUCGCUGUCUCGCAGGUGCUGAGUACGCUUAGUGUCCAUUGACAGGAAUCCAACUCUCACGCGUGGCUCCCCGAAGCUAGCAGCCACAUCCUUGCACCCGCCUCAGUCGUCGGGCUAAACCAGGUGAAGUUAUCAGUGUGUUUAUCUAAACACACGGUAAUUCUACCUCCCCACCAGCCAGGUCAAGGGCGUGUGUUUCUGUGAUGCGACAGAUUAUCUGUGUUGUCUCUACGAGUAAGGAGUGGCACACCCAGGUGCAUGUUCGGCCGCGGCAACUGCCUGCCUCCUUCCUCACCUCCUCGCAAUCCGCAGAUGAUGGCUCUCCACCCGAAGCGAAUACGCGGGGAGGGGGAACGCAAUGGUCCAAAUCACGUAAUGCGGCCACAGAAAAUAGACAUGGCAUGCGUCUGGAUAUUUAAAUAAUACCGAUUUUGAAGGAAGACGGUUUGCGCAUGAAUUAGUUCGUGGUUAUAGCGGGCUUGCAUAGCAUCUAUCUCACACGCUACUCCUUCAAUGCUGAAGUUUGUUACACAAGCAGCCAAUCCGACGGUCAUCGGGGAUUCCUUCAUAUUACUUGCGCACUUGAAAACGCAAUUUACUUUUUUGGAGAAAACCCCCUGCGGACUAUUAAAUGCAGUCCUCAUCCUGAUGCCCAUUUCGGAUGUUUGGUGGAGCUAGCGAGCUUGCUUGAUUUCUCAUGUAUAUCUCAGCAGCUAAAUUAGGACUCAAUGACACAUCAUCAAAGGCAACUUGAGUCGGCAGCCAGUGGGAGCUUGCCGGGAACUUCUGUUUGCACUUCGACUCGUUACAUAAACAGAACUUGUCCCAAUUCUUAUUGGCUAGGUUGUUACCGCCGGUAGGCAUCCUUCAGCAUGUUUUGUAUCACACAGAACUCAAUAAAGCCCCUGUAUAAAUCAUCGCGUUGAACACGUGCGUUCCAUUUGUUGAGCUAAGAAGAGGCUAUACCGUGAUGACUGGAUGCCUGCGGUCUCAUCGUACGUGGAUCCUCAUUUUUGCAUUAUUAGGAAUAACGAGGAUACUCUGCGAUGUUUUCUUCACAAGCGAAUGGGUAGCAAACGCUGUUGAAACAGUGAAAAUUCGAGUUUCAUUAGUAAUAUGCAAUCUUCGCUGGAUUAGUAUCAGUGAAAUUACACAGGACGGCACCUACGACCUGAGUUUCCGUUAUUGUUUAGAUUCGCACCUCCCAGUAACCAGAUACGACACACUCCCGCUCGAUCUCAUCAGCAAGACUGGUGGAGGUCGCAAUAUUACCUUUGCAGAUAUGGCACAAAUAGACGAUACUGACUGGAAAAGGCCAAUUAAUCCGGACGUCUUCCUGUUUUAUCCGCAGGGUUUUGCUCUGCGUGAGGUCAUUCGGAAUUACCGGGAGACUGGCUUGGUUCCCGAGGUAAGCGUAGGUUCACUGUCAAAUUAAUGUCUGUUUUAUUGCCUCUAAAGUACCUAGUGCUAAUUGGGUCUGCAUCACAUUUCGUUACCUGGCACACUGUUUGGGUCUUAAGUUCAAGCGGAAUGUGGGCAUUAAAAGUAAGAUAAGCCGAAGAGGGAUACUGAAACCUUUAGAGGGGAAAGUAGCCGAGGCUGAAACGGAGUAGGCAACCUGAUCUAUGAUAAAUUUGUUGCGAGAUUGAAGUAAACCCAGAAUUUCCGCAGAAGGCAGGAAACAUGGGGCAACAAUACCCAUGGCCUUAAAAGCAAACCUAAUCCUCAGUUUAAUUAUAAACCUAACGCUAAGCCUAAUCGUAAACCUAUCACAAACGCUAGACCUUAUCCUAUGCCUAAAAUUAAUCCUGGACCAAAUCCUAAACUUAACCUUUCCCCUAAACUUUAACAUAACCUUAGACUUAAACUAACCCUAACAGCAAGCUUAUCGCCAACCUACAGGGCAAUCCAAACCCCAACUCAUGCUUAAACUCUUAAACGCAGCACAAAACUUAACCUUAAAUUCAAUUCUCAGUCUGACACAAACCCAAACCCUAAAAUUAACCAUAACUUUAAACCGAAACAUCAGAUUGCUUUAUUCCGUUUUAGCUUUGGCUACUUUUUCACCCAUGAUUUCAGCAUCCCUCUUCGCCUUACUUUACUUUCAAUGCCCACAUUGUGCACACACUUGGUACCAGUACAGCGUAACCGAUCAUUGCCUGUCCCCUGACACGCAGAGUAGUCAACAUUGAUGUCCUUCACUCUUCGGUUUGGGUCUGUGACCUUGUUUGAUUUCUAGCACCAUCAGAUGCUCUGCCGUCGUGUUGAUACCCCAAAUUCUCUCUAGAUCCCAGGCUUCAUCAUAUUUGUCUGGUGGGGACCGCCUCUCUCUCUCUCGCUUAGCCUUCGAUGCAGAGCGCAUAUCGAUCGCCUGCACGCGGGCACUUCUCACGCUUCCUUCCACCUUGGUCCAAUCAGCGAGAUGCGCUAUGCACAGCACUCUGUCGCACAAAUAACCCUGACGUCACAGCCAGUCGGAAAAGAUUGUGUUUUGAUUGCCAAGGCCUAACUCCUCCCAUCUUAUGCGCUAUCGCAGUGCAGACUGGUAUUGAUGAAUCUCGUUGUUUUGAAUGCCGGAGUAAAUCACAUUUGCUGUUGACAGCGCAAAACAGUAGAAGUAUUCACUUCCACCAAAUUCAGUGUGCACACCUUAGUCAGCAGCUGACAAGCGCCUAAAGAAAAUCUUAUGUCAAACCCGAAGUGAGGAGAUGGUUAACCGCUGAUUACUGAAUUCGGAAUUCUGGUAAAUACUCGAAUUUAAGAAUCCGUGUCAAAUGUAUGCACAUUUGCCAGGAAAGUAGGCUGUUAGAGCCUCGAAACGUUGGAAAUGCAUUUAACGAGACGAAGUCCCUGGAUAACUGACAGAUAUUUGGUGCAUUCAAGGAUUUUUCUUGUGAUUUUAAUGACACCGGGAUCAGACAUCUUACAAAGAGCAUUCCCAGCCUCCUCAGUACGCUUCAUAUAGUUUAAAAUAACACAUAACCACAGAAUUCUCUCGAAGCAUACCUUGAAUUGUCUGGUCGACAAAAUUGUUCUUAAUGCAUCCAAAACCCUCUGGUACGUUUGCAGCCUCCCAUUAACGAGCCCAGCAUGCGGUUUCUCAAAGUGAGCACUUCGGUUUGUCCACCAGAUGGAAUUGACGGUGCUGACCCCAAACACAACUACGACCUCGUCGUCAUUGUGAAAUCAGCCGUCUACAACUUCGAGGACAGACAAGCCUUUCGCAGAUUCUACGCCCACCUGAGAAAGCAAAGCAGCGUUACACCACACUAUCGCAUAGGAGUAGUGUUCGUGGUGGGCCUGCCCACAAGCGCAAGCAGCAAUUCAUUCCAGCGCGAUGGUUUCAACAUCUCACUGCCCGGUCGCGCCGGCAACUCGCUCGUCAACAUUGGAAACCGCCGCGCCCAGAUUCGAAGUCGCCUAGAGCAGGAGAUGCGUGAACAGGUUGAUCUCAUCGUGGGCGACUUCGAGGACACCUACUACAAUCUGUCUCUGAAAAUGCAUCACACAUUCGUGUGGGCGGCCAGGUUCUGUCGCGCACGUCCUGCCUUCAUGUUCCUCGACGACGACAUUGGUUUUAAUGAGAAGCGCCUGCAGGCUGUACUGGCCACUCUGCCGGUGGAUUGGCGGCGCAGAGUUUCCAUUUCGAGUACUCGCUGGAAUAGUCCCACAGUGCGUCCCACGGACACUCCGGCCGUCCGAAAAUGGGCACUGUCGAAGCGGGAGGUUCCGUGGCCAGUUCAUGCACCCUACAGCAAUGGGUACUUCUACUUGCUUGGUUACGAUCACGUGGCGGAUCUGGCUUUGGCCAUGUUCUACACAAAGCGCAUUCCCAUUGACGAUGCGUGGUUGGGUCUGGUGAUGCAUAGGAUUGGUCUUCAGUUCGAGUUGCCAUCUGGGAUCGUGUACUCCUUGAAACAUCAGGAAAAUGUCACCGGCUAUAUCGCCUUGCCCCUCCAAUCUCUCCUCAGCGCAUACAUGCGAGGACGUCUGUAG
Messenger RNA from Spirometra erinaceieuropaei, 17168 nucleotides. NCBI's taxonomy places the organism in Eukaryota, Metazoa, Platyhelminthes, Cestoda, Diphyllobothriidea, Diphyllobothriidae. The record is from the annotation of a GenBank genome assembly.